GAAGGAUAAAAAAUUGGAAAUGGAGAGAGCCCAAAAAGCCGUAGCGAGUAAGAAAGCGAUUUCCUUUGCCCCGCCUCUGAGAUUUCCUCACAUCUCAAUCCAAGAAGCCAGAGAUAGAGAUAAAACAAAAAAAAAAAAGAUUUGAGUUUGAUUGAGUUGUGAAAAUUGAAAUGGGGGUCUUCUCCAACAAGAUCGACAAGGACCAAUUGAAACCAGGCGAUCACAUCUAUUCAUGGAGGCACGCCUAUCUCUACGCCCAUCACGGAAUAUAUGUUGGUGAAGGAAAGGUGAUCCACUUCACUCGAGGAGGUGGGCAGGAAAUUGGCACGGGAACCUUUCUGGACCGCAUCAUAUUCAGCUCGUCUCCAUCCCAUUCCGUGGACAAUCCAUGCCCUAGAUGUGGUGAUCAAUCUAGGCUUAGCGGCGUCAUAUGUUCUUGCCUAGAUUGCUUUCUCUGGGGUGGAGAACUCUACCUCUUUGAAUAUGGCGUCAACCCAGCUUUCUUCAUCGCCAAAGCUCGUGGAGGAACUUGCACACUUGCACCUUCCGACCCCCAGGAGGUUGUUCUCCACCGCGCCUCUUACCUCCUCCAGAACGGCUUUGGUGUCUAUGAUAUAUUCAAGAACAACUGUGAAGACUUUGCUAUAUACUGUAAAACAGGCUUGCUUGUGUCCACUACGUUCAGUGUGGGCAGGAGUGGGCAGGCUGCAUCCUUUGUGGCGAUGGCGAGUUCCAUCAUUUCUUCACCGCUCAGGUUUUUAACCACGAGUUGCUCUGGCCUCGCUGCUGUGGGGUGUGGCAUGUAUUGCAUCAAUCGGUUGGUCUCUGAUAUUGGAGUUCGACGUGAUGUUACUAAAGUUUCAGUCGAGAGACUUGUUGCUCACCCUGGUUUAGUCUCCGAGGCUUCAACUGAAACUGUUAAAGACUAAUUCUUCAUUUAUUUGGGACAGUGGACCACCAAAAGACCCUUUCUUUUUUUUUUUUUUUUUAAAUUUUAUUGUAAGUGUGAGAUUGUGCCUUUGGAUUGUUUCAAACUUGGUGUAAACAUUCUACUAUUGCUUGUCUUGUCA
Morus notabilis is the source of this 1070-nucleotide messenger RNA. RefSeq lists its product as uncharacterized. The transcript has 2 exons. The record is from RefSeq and is a predicted model, not a curated record. Bases 171 to 929 code for a protein of 252 amino acids. NCBI's taxonomy places the organism in Eukaryota, Viridiplantae, Streptophyta, Magnoliopsida, Rosales, Moraceae.